Corapipo altera (White-ruffed manakin) is the source of this 1529-nucleotide messenger RNA. Its product is annotated as type-1 angiotensin II receptor-like. Gene Ontology annotation, molecular function: G protein-coupled receptor activity. Gene Ontology annotation, cellular component: membrane. The record is from RefSeq and is a predicted model, not a curated record. NCBI's taxonomy places the organism in Eukaryota, Metazoa, Chordata, Aves, Passeriformes, Pipridae. Gene Ontology annotation, biological process: positive regulation of Rho protein signal transduction; phospholipase C-activating G protein-coupled receptor signaling pathway. The coding region runs from base 287 to 1012 and encodes 241 amino acids. The transcript is spliced from 2 exons.
UCUGCCCCAGCUCCAGCCUGAUUCCCAGGAAGUGUCUGGGGCUCCCCUUCCACACAGGGCAUCAGUUUUUCCAGACAGCUGAAAGUUAAUGGCUCUGCCACGAGCCCAGUGAGUAAUCCUUGUGAAACCAGCGCCGGGGAAGUUGCCCAGCCAAACAAAUUCUGUCACCGUGGCUCCGUGCUCUGACGUGGUGCUGAACGUGCAGCACUAGAUAUAAAAACCAGGAAACAAUCCAAGGGAAACGGCACAUUUCGGCUCUGCUGCAGGCCAGACACGGGGCACAGGGAUGCAGAAAACUAUUCCUGGCUGCUUCUUCCAGCAAAUGUAUUCUUCCCUAACUGGCAUUUUGAUGGAGAGAGACCACAUGAAAGACCUGAGGAGAUACCUGGCGCUUAAAUACAUCCAAUACCUUGUCCUGUCUUCUUCCCACGCCCUCAGCACCCUGCUGGGCCUGCUGGGCAGCGUGUACACCAUGAUCACCCUGCAGUCUGCCAAGGUUUCCUCCAAGUCCACUGCAGUCCUCAUCUCCAGCCUGGCCAAGGCAGACAUGCUGGUUUUGGUGAGCCUGCUUUUGGAGGCGGGUUUAUGGACCUCCGGUGCCGCUGUCUCGCCCGCGGCAGCUCUGGCGCGGAACCUGCUGACGGCGAACGCCCACCUGAGCUGUGUCCUGCUCAGCUGUGUCGCCCUGGAGGCCUAUCUGAUCACCUUCCUCCCCACGGAGUCACGGCACCUACGGACCGUGAGGAACGCCAGGAUGGCAUCCAGGCUCAUCUGGCUCCUGGUGGCCGCAGAGUGUGCCCUGUUCCAGGCGGACGAUCUCCUGACGGCCGGCGGCGCCUCUGCUCCCGCCCACGGCCCCUGGGCUCUCUUGUCUCCCCUCCCCAGCACGGCUGCGGCCCUUCUCAGGUCCCUCAGUUACAUCCUGGGCAUUCUCCUGAGGAUUUUCAAUGUCUACAUCUACUACAAGAUAUUUUUCAGCGUGUCUAACAGGUCUAGGCUAAAAUCAAAGUAGAGCCUGUUCCCCGGGGAUGUGGUGCCGUGACAGCCAACAGAAGGUUCUUCAAACCAGUUUCAAACCAUUGGUCUGGAAACUGUUCAAUAAGCAGGACCAAGGCUCGUGUUUGGGCUCCCCAUGGAGUUUAAACCCUCCUGCUUCCUGGUGCUGUGGUUAUGGAGGGGAGUUGGGGCUGAGGAGCCCCUGGCCUCUGUCUUUGGUUAGACUUGAUUCACUGUACAGGUGGAACAAAUGACAUUUCAGGAAGGGUUGUAAGGCAACCCCAAUAUUUUUUAUAUCAAAAGGGUGCUUAGAGGAUUACUCAGGGAUCUGUUGAGCCAAUAUGUAGUUGUUUACUAAAGACAUGAUCCAUGUCCUAAAAUAUCUCUGACCCAGGUGACCCACCAGAGUCAGCAGGUGGGAUGGAGAGACAAGGUGAGCACCAAGCUGGGUUGGUUGGGCACUGAACAGGCUCCCCAGGGCAGUGGGCACAGCACUAAGGCUGCCAGAGCUCCAGGAGGGUUUGGAUGAUCCU